AUGGAGCUCGACACACCUUCAGCGCAAGAGCCCGAACUCUCAAUCACGGAAAUCAUCCCUUACCUCUUCACAACAAGAGACAUCCCAUGCCAACCAUCUGAACUCAUUCAAAUUAUCCACCAACUCCGCCAUGCGCACAUGAAUGCUAUGCGCCAGCCAGACGCCAACAGGACGAUUCACGACCACAUCGUCACCACUAUCAUCCGCCUGUCCUUCGAGAAGCUCCACAGCGAAGGCUACCACAACAGUCUCGACGUCAUCUCCGCCAUCGCCCUCGAACGCGUCAAAGCUGACUGUCAGUGCGUAGUCGAAGCGUGGAGGCGAGCCAAGCGCCGUGGACACGACCAGGUCAGUGACAAUCGCUGGCUCGACAUCUACGUCUGGGCUGACGCUGACAAUGCAGAUAUUCCGCGAGAACCCAUCGAGCUGGCCGUCAACGACCUGGCGGUGCUUCAGACGCCGUGGUCGGAGAUUCUGCUGCCACUGGCCACCUCGGCUCGCGAGGAUAUGGCAACCGCGUUCAAGUUGGUCUUCGCGGCGGCGUGGAACUUUCUGUGCACGGGCGGAUUCGACGCGGACGCCGUCCUCAUCAUCCACGCGAUCAGACAUCUGAAUCGGUGUGGGUAUGACACGAUGCGUGCCCUCCGUGCUUUUGCGGUGGAAGAUGCCAAUGGCUGGAGCCUGUCAUCCUGGGGGGACAUCAGUACAGAGGAGGCUUGGAGUGCUGCGUUCGUUGACAACAACCGUAAACUGGUCGAAGAAGAACGACUGGCCAUGGGUGGCACAGAUGCUUUGACGGAUGCGCUGGAGAAGCUCCAGGUCGCCUAA
Molecule: messenger RNA, 828 nt
Organism: Cyphellophora europaea CBS 101466
Lineage: Eukaryota; Fungi; Ascomycota; Eurotiomycetes; Chaetothyriales; Cyphellophoraceae
Exons: 1
Coding region: 1-828 (275 amino acids)
Source: RefSeq, a predicted model, not a curated record